AUGUCAGAAUUCAAAAUCAAAGCUGGAUUAGCUCAAAUGUUAAAAAAUGGAGUAAUUGGUGAUGUUGUUACCGCCGAACAAGCCGAUAUAAUGGAAAGACUGGGAGCAGCAUCAGUAAUGGCAUUAGAAUCGAUUCCAAGUGAAAUGAGAAAAUCAAAUAAAGUUUGUAGAAUGAGUGAUCCAAAAAUGAUUAAAGAAAUUAUGGAAAAAGUUAAAAUUCCAGUUAUGGCAAAAGUUAGAAUUGGUCAUACAGUUGAAGCUCAAAUCUUGGAAGCUUUAGGUGUAGAUUAUAUUGAUGAAAGUGAAGUUUUAACUCCUGCUGAUAAUGUUGAACAUAUUGAUAAAAAUAAAUUUAAAGUUCCAUUUGUAUGUGGUGCAAGAAAUUUAGGUGAAGCACUUAGAAGAAUUAAUGAAGGUGCUGCUAUGAUAAGGUGUAAAGGUGAAGCUGGUACUGGUGAUGUUGCUUCCGCUGUUGAUCAUAUUAAAACUAUAAGAAAAGAAAUUGAAGCUGCUUCAAAAUUGACUACUAAAGAAGAAAAAUUAAAUUUAGCUAAAGAAUUAAGAGUACCAGUUGAAUUAGUUGAAGAAGUUAUUGAAUUAAAAAGAUUACCUGUUGUAACUUUUGCUGCUGGUGGUGUUGCUACUCCAGCUGAUGCUGCAUUAUUAAUGCAAUUAGGUUGUGAUGGAGUAUUUGUUGGUUCUGGUAUUUUUAAUUCAAAAAAUCCUGAAAAAUUAGCAAGAGCUAUUGUUAAUGCUGUAACUCAUUAUAAUGAUCCAGUUAAAUUAUUAGAAUAUUCUACUGAUUUGGGUGAUUUAAUGGCUGGUACUCCAAUCAAUUCUAUAAAGGAAUCAGAAAAAUUAGAAAACAGAGGUUGGUAA
Lodderomyces pseudojiufengensis is the source of this 879-nucleotide messenger RNA. It is a transcript of the gene SNZ1, whose product is annotated as pyridoxine biosynthesis protein. Gene Ontology annotation, biological process: amino acid metabolic process; pyridoxine biosynthetic process; pyridoxal 5'-phosphate biosynthetic process. Gene Ontology annotation, molecular function: amine-lyase activity. The record is from RefSeq and is a predicted model, not a curated record. Bases 1 to 879 code for a protein of 292 amino acids. NCBI's taxonomy places the organism in Eukaryota, Fungi, Ascomycota, Pichiomycetes, Serinales, Debaryomycetaceae. The transcript has a single exon.